AUGUUCAAAUCUUCUUUUAACUUAUUACUGUUGGUCAACGCAUUAAUUUUAUUGGUGGUGACUAUUGUGCACAAUGUCCAUGCUCAAACAUGUACAUCCAAUUAUGACAUUGCUCCAACACUUGAAUCAACAACAUGUCCAAUUGGUUUCGUCAAUAUGAUGCAACUCGAUUCUGGCAAUAGAACAUGUGCACCAUAUGCAACCUUCUUGAAUUCAGUUUUAGGAAAAUCAUGCACCAGUGAUGCUAAUUGCUAUCUGGCUUCACUUGGCUGUUUCAAUUCCAUUUGUGAUUAUAGAAAGACGAGAUAUCAGGGAGAUUCAUGCAAUUCCAUUAAUAAUUGUGCAGAUGGAUUGAAUUGUCUGGGUGGAUAUUGCUUGAAAUUUGAUAAUCUCAAAGUAGGACUUGGAGAAAUGUGUGGAGUUUACAGUGCAACUGAGAAUACUUAUUCAAUUUGUGCCGAUAAUAGAAUGUGUCACUCUGGAAUGUGUGUCAAUUGUUUAAUGAGAAGUGUCAAUGAAACAUGUAAUACUCAUGAUAUGCAAACUCAUACUCAUACACUGUGUGGAGAGGGAUUGACUUGUUUGAAUGGAAUUUGUAAUCAAGUAACAACCUUAAAGGAAGGUGAGGUUUGUGAUCCAAUGAGUGUGACAAGCAUUUGUCCAAGUGGAUUAGUUUGUAGAAUUGUUAAAGCUGCCAUGAUUGACCAAUAUGUAUGUUCCAAAUAUGCCAAAUGGGGCGAAUUCUGUGAAGGAGAUGCUCUUGGAUGUGAGAGUAGCAAGAUUGGAUCCUCUGGACUUGCAACUUGUUACAAUGGAGAAUGCUCUCGUGUCAAUUUCAAUACUCAUGAAAAGAUGUGCUCAUCAGAUUCUCAUUGUUAUAGUGGAACUUGUGGUUCAAAGAAUGGAAUGUGUUUCAAAUUGGGUCUUGCCAAUACUUUGACUUGUAAUGGAAAUGGUCUCAAUUGUCCAGGUUCUUUCCAAUGCAGUUGUAAUGGAACUAGCUCUUCAGGUAAUGGCAAUGGUGUUUGUUUUGGAACUUGUACUGGUUUUGUUCAGGAUGUGUCAAUUUGUUUGUGGAAUAAUGGUUAUUCGAAUGCAGCGCACAUGCUUCCAGGAAAUGGCAAGUAUCAAAUUGUGGACCUGAAAUCAUCUGCCUUUUUAAAAUGUAAAACUCAAUAUGAAGCUGCCUACUCGUGCUUGAAGCUCACCUCUAAGAGUGCUCAAGUAUUCUUGGGCGAACCAUCAUUGCCAGGUCUUGAUAUUUCAUCAAUGGUCAUGAGUCGACCACCGAUGGUUAUCAUGCCAGGUGGGGCCAAAUUUAAUAGUACAAGUUUGGAAUAUGAAUAUCCAUCAGGUCCAACUCCAGUGGUUAGCAGUAGCAGUAUUUCACCUGCCAAAUCAAAAGCCAGUAACAAUUCUAAUAUGGUAGUUUUGAGUCAAUUAGUGGUUGUGUUGGUGGUUUUGGUUUUGAAUUUACUUGUUUAA
Messenger RNA from Naegleria gruberi, 1485 nucleotides. RefSeq lists its product as uncharacterized. The record is from RefSeq and is a predicted model, not a curated record. NCBI's taxonomy places the organism in Eukaryota, Heterolobosea, Eutetramitea, Acrasida, Naegleriidae. Bases 1 to 1485 code for a protein of 494 amino acids. The transcript has a single exon.